This is a messenger RNA of Aspergillus japonicus CBS 114.51, 822 nucleotides long. RefSeq lists its product as uncharacterized. The record is from RefSeq and is a predicted model, not a curated record. Lineage: Eukaryota; Fungi; Ascomycota; Eurotiomycetes; Eurotiales; Aspergillaceae. The transcript has a single exon. Bases 10 to 810 code for a protein of 266 amino acids.
GACAUAUCCAUGCGACAAGCGCAACGUGCGCUUAUUCGGCUACAGCAGAGAGAAGUCCAGAACCAGGGCGAAGAGACCAAUACUCAUGACUCCAGUGGUGAAGAGCAACAGGAUAGUCCGCCGUCUCAGAUGGAGGCGCAGGCGAGUAACUCGGCCUUCGGCGGUCUUUCCAGCCAACGCUGGAUUCAGGACAACAUCCAUUCGGCUCUCAUUGAUAGCAUGCAACAGGGCGACGCCCAACGCAAUUCACUCUCGAUCUCCCAUCUUCACAGUCAACCCGUACAGCCAACCCUUCAGAUCCACCCUACCCAUCAAGUGCCGCACCUACGCCAAAUACACCAACCACCCGAGGCUCAACCUCAGGAUCAAACCAGUCUCAGCCACGGCAUUCAUCACCGAACUGACUAUGGUGUAUCCAGCCCAGGCCAACCGUCUGUUCCAGAGCUCGGACAGUCCAAAAUGCAGACUCAGCCUUCGAGUAACGGCCAUCCUUCAACACCGCAGGCUAUCCUAACAAACUUUAAGAUAGAAUUUACUUGCACCACAUGUGGCGCAUUGAACCAGAGCUUUUUCCCUAACCACGGGAAUGUCAUGGACGGAAGCUUUCUUCCUCAGCAUCACGGAACCAACCAGAGUACUACUACCACCGGCGGCGGUCCUUCGGGACAGUCGGUCCAGGGACACGACAGUAACAGCCGUGCUGGAGGACCCACGGGCUACGAAGGAACCAGCGCGACAGGUACACGUGGCGUACAGCCAUCUUGGACGGCAGGUACCCUGGAUCUUACACUUGCACAUCCACACUCUUAGGUUCGUGUAAAG